Molecule: messenger RNA, 2693 nt
Organism: Carassius carassius (crucian carp)
Lineage: Eukaryota; Metazoa; Chordata; Actinopteri; Cypriniformes; Cyprinidae
Product: PHD finger protein 23B-like
Exons: 5
Coding region: 407-1357 (316 amino acids)
Biological process (GO): positive regulation of protein ubiquitination; negative regulation of autophagosome maturation; negative regulation of autophagosome assembly
Source: RefSeq, a predicted model, not a curated record
ACAUCGUCGACACCGGAGGCGACACGCAGACGGGGUUUUUUUUUUUUUUUUUUGGAGGAGAACUUUGAUAAUAACGCGAACGUACAUUUAUAUUAACGUUACUAACAUUAGCUGCAAAAACAUGUUGGAUCCCUGGUUUUAUCAUUGGUUCUUUUUUACUUGGUGGUCUGUUAGGUAAUUGAAGUGCUGCUUGCUGGAUAAAAUUAAGUUAAUUAAUCUUUCCCGGGAUUUAAGAUCCAGCCAUAUUUAAUUGGACCAGUAAAAUCGUCGUUUGCAUCAUUCUGAUGCUUCGCUAACUAGACUAACGUUACAGCUAGUCAGCCGGGGCUCGCUGCGCCCGAGCCGGGCGAAGAUCGACGCUGCGCGGUGUCACCCAACUCAAGAGGAUCGAGCUCAUUAGGCGACAAUGCUUGAAAUAAUGUCCGAACACCAAGAUUCAUUACUGAAAUGCAAAGCAGAGACUCUGCCAUCAGAGAGAAGAAAGAGGACAGUGGAGGACUUCAACAAGUUUUGCAGUUUUGUUCUAGCAUAUGCUGGUUACAUCCCUUCUCCAAAAGAGGAAAGGCCAUGGUCACCAGGAUCCUCCAGUUCUCCGAACAGCUCUGGUGCUUCAGGUGAAGGCAGCGUUUUAAGUGGAGCAAGUUCUAACAUGGCUCCCAACUGGGGUCACGACACAUCGGACUUGCACACUAUCCAUACCUUUGUUCGCAAGGCUCGUGCCAAUAAGAGCAACAAGAGCAUGAGGCGGCUGUCAUCUGACAGCGCCCUUAUGGGUAAAAUGUGUUUAAAAGACCCUUUCUAUGAGUGUCAGGUGGCCAGCAAAGCUGAGCGCAAAAAGGACAAGAAGCUGAAGCGUCUUUCUCUAGGUUCAGGCGCUGGCGACAGCAGCAGCAGAGGUGGCGAGAAGCGUGCAAGGAUCAAGCGUAGUAAAAAUCCCAAACAGUCCAAAGCCCUUAAGAAGCUUAAGAGCUCUGCCCACAGCGAGACCGACUCCGAGAAUGGUCUCGGGCAUGGAGAGGAGCAUUUGGACCACGGAGCAGUGGCUGAGCGCAGACUACAGGCCCAGGUGAAAGAAGAAAAGGAGGAAGCCACCAGAGAAGCGGAUAUGAGUUCCAGUGAAGGCGAGACUUGGAUAGCGGAUGAAGACAUAAUGGUAGAGUCAGGGGAUGAUUCAUGGGACUUGAUCACCUGUUACUGCGGUAAACCCUUUGCAGGACGGCCCAUGAUUGAAUGUAGUCAGUGCAGUGUGUGGGUGCACCUCUCAUGUGCCAAAAUUAAGAAGUCUAACGUGCCCGACAUAUUUAACUGCCACAAAUGCAGAGACUCUCGACGGUCAAGUCAUAAGAAAGACACUUAGAUGAGGGGUGUUCAUGCCCUCAAAGCUCUGAAUGUUCCCAGUUCUCCAGUUUUUGUAUCCAAAACAGUUUUCACUUUCAAAAAUCCAUUCUUUCUUUGCAGCUCUAGUCUUGGCCACCAGUUACUCCUUACAUGUUUAACAGUCAGUAGUCACAUUUGCAGAGUUCACUUAGAAAUAAUGUUUGAAUUGAUCUCUUACCUCCUGAGUUGGUAAUUGAUCUUGGCUCAUUUGUAACUAUUCCACAGAUACGUACACUAUUCUUUGACAUGCAGAAUUGUCAUUUGUUUAAAGUAAGCAGCUUACGUAUUUAGUAAGUGGCACAAUUUUCCUUUGGAGAAGUUAGAGAAGCCACACUACAUUUUCACAGGUGUAUACUAUAUUGGUUACUUUGGUACCAUAAAAGUCUAUUUAAAAGUGUAAAAAGACCUAGAAAAUACAGAAAAAUGUUGUCAUGAUUUUGCCAAAGAGCUGCUAUGAGAGAUUGUUGACACUGCUGUUUCUAGAAAAUGCAUUAUUUCUUGGUGAACUGUCCAGUUGAUCUUCUUUCACUGGGAUAGUUGCCAUUGUUUGAAGACUAAUAGACAAUUCAUAAUUUUCUGUAGGUGAUCAUAAGACCAUUUGAUUCCAUCCUCUUAAUUUGAUAUUUAUAUAAGAAAUCGCACCCAAAUAGACUUGACCAGUCAGCUAACAUGUAUUAGAUGUUCAAAUAUAAAGAGCUAUACGAGUCAUUUAAGCAGGGAUUCCAUUUAUUUGCAAUUAUUGUUAUCAAACAUUAAUUUCAUCUAAUUCUACUGGUAAUAUACAUUAUAUUAACUCAUGUACUUUGUCGAAGAAGCUAUCAAUACUAUUUAGUCUUUAAUUACUUGCACAACAUAGUGUUUUUUGUUAGUUUUCUUCUCAAUCUGUUCCAUUUUUUUUGGAAGAUUUCAGUUUAAUAAGAUGUAAAUGCUAGUUUUAGGAGCUUUGCUGAAGCUUUCCUGGAAUGAAAUGGUUGUAAUUAUUGAUUUCAAGAAGUGUUUGGGGGUUUUAAACUCUUGAGAACUGGUGAAGAUUACUCAUUUAUGCUACAGGCUCUUUCUUUUGAAAUAGUUUGGAGACUAUUGUUUGGAUAUUUUUUUUUUCCUUUGUGGUUUAUUUGUGAAGCAAGGGGGAUAGGAAAUCCCCAAAAGCCAGACUUCUCUCGCUUCAUGUUUCACAGAUUUUGAGAAGUGUACGUAUCUGAAAGUGAAGAGAAAAGCAAAGCAAAUGGUUUAUUUUAUAAUUAUUUUUUUUUUUUUUUUGCAUCUGAUAUUGUUUUCUUUAACUACCUGGAGAAAUAAAACGUUUCUUUAUCGGG